Molecule: messenger RNA, 4485 nt
Organism: Zeugodacus cucurbitae (melon fly)
Lineage: Eukaryota; Metazoa; Arthropoda; Insecta; Diptera; Tephritidae
Gene: Rim2
Product: mitochondrial carrier protein Rim2
Exons: 7
Coding region: 1082-2167 (361 amino acids)
Biological process (GO): pyrimidine nucleotide import into mitochondrion
Cellular component (GO): mitochondrion
Molecular function (GO): pyrimidine nucleotide transmembrane transporter activity
Source: RefSeq, a predicted model, not a curated record
AUUUAUUUCAAUGGAAAAAUCGCCGUCGUCGAGAGUUGAUGUUAAACGCAGAACGCAACAAUAUAGAACAAAUUUUCGCUUAAAGUGCCAAAGUGAAAAAAUAUAACAAUAAAAAAGUCGCUAUAUCAAACGAAGUUAAACGAAUCGUGCGGAGCAAGAGAAAAUUGCAUAAAAUAUUCAACUUUUUCUGCAACUGCAGCGUAAACCAGUUGUGCAAAUUUUUGUUGAACAGAUCUGAAAUUGCAAACUUUCCAGAAUAAUCUGUAGUAUUGAAGUUUAAAUAAUACAUAAAUAAACUAAAUAUCGCUUAUUUUAACAGAAAAUCUGUUAACUUUAAUCGGUUUUACAUAAAAUUAAACAUAAAAGGCGCACGAAAAUUUUGCUGUGUAGCUAAGCGGUCUUCUCAGUGAGGGGUGCAUUACAUAAGCGUGCGGCAGGAAGAAGUGUUUUUCGACAAUCUCUUGUGUAAUAAAAAUUUUGCUUGCAUAUAAAACGGAAUUAAACGGAAAAAGUUAAGGAAUCACAGUACGUGAAGCGGGCGGUACUACCGUCCCAACGGUGUGAAUUCUUUGUGUAUUUGUAGUCGCCCUCUGCUAGCGCUCAUAUGCUACAUAUCCAUACGUAUAGUGAGCAUAAAUUAUAUUUUUGCAGUAUCGUAAAGCAGUGCUUGGAAUAAGCACAUUCGGUGUGUAUGUGUGUAUUAUAAUACUACGCUUGGUUGCCAUCAUAUUUACGCGCACGAGCUGUAGGCGCCGUCAUCGUAACCAGUCGUCGGCUGAUCCCCACCAGAAGCGACGCAGUACAAUUUCACAAUAUCAAACCACCAGAAAAUAAAGUACCUACAGUUGUGGAAACGUUUUCGAAAACGUGUUGCUUUAUUUGCCGGUCCUAGUAAAAAAGCUAUUGCUACUGUAUAAUUUGUUUAACACAUUUUUUAUUGUUUGUGUACCUACGACAACGAAGUGCUAUAUAAAACCGGCAAUCGCCGGCAAUUUCUUUGCUUUCUCUAUAUUCAAUUGUGUAUUGAAAUAGGAAUUGUUGUACAUUAUUUGAAGAGUGCGGAAAAAGUUCUCGCGUGAUUAUGUCCCAGAAUCAACGUGACACUCUAAUACAUUUAGUUGCUGGCGGAACUGCUGGCACAGUUGGUGCUGUCGUCACAUGUCCCUUGGAAGUGGUCAAGACACGCUUACAGAGUUCCAAUGCUUUUCUCGGACCCACACGUCUCGAACCGCCCGGUUCCACCAAUGGCGCCAGCGAAUUGCUACGACCCGAACAACGUCGUAAAUUGAGCACAACCAUUUUGCGUAAGAGGGCACAGCCACAGGUGAUUGGGGGUGUGCGUAGGAUAAUGGCUAUUUCACACUGCGGCAUCUCAUCCACCUCCACAAAAUCAAUGAGCAUCAUGCAGUGCUUGAGGUACAUAGUACAAAAUGAAGGUCCACGCGCUCUAUUCAAAGGUCUGGGUCCAAAUCUAGUUGGCGUAGCGCCAUCGCGUGCGAUAUAUUUCUGCACCUACUCACAGACAAAGAAUUUUUUGAAUAAUUUAAGUUUCAUACAAACAGAGUCACCACAAGUGCACAUCAUGAGUGCCGCCAGCGCUGGUUUCGUCUCCUCCUCACUAACGAAUCCCAUAUGGUUUGUGAAGACGCGCCUACAGCUAGACUAUAAUUCCAAAGUGCAAAUGACAGUGCGAGAAUGCAUUAAUCGAGUGUAUGCACAAGGCGGCCUUGCCGGUUUCUAUAAAGGCAUAACGGCCAGCUAUUUUGGCAUCUGCGAGACGAUGAUACAUUUCGUAAUCUACGAGUUUAUCAAGUCGAAAUUGCUUGAAAUGAACAAUACACGUCACGAGGAUGUCAAAUCAUCGAAAGAUUUUCUGGAAUUCAUGAUGGCUGGUGCCGUUUCAAAGACUGUAGCAUCCUGCAUUGCAUAUCCACAUGAGGUGGCACGCACAAGACUGCGCGAAGAGGGCAAUAAAUAUAAUACAUUUUUCCAAACAUUGCGAACGGUGUGGAAGGAGGAAGGUAGAGCUGGACUUUAUCGAGGCUUAGCGACACAAUUGGUGCGACAAAUACCCAACACAGCCAUUAUGAUGGCCACCUACGAAGCUGUGGUGUAUGUGUUAACGCGACGAUUCAAUAAUAAAAGCAAUGAAUUCUACGACUUCUAGAUUUGUUUUCGUUUAUGGCUUGUAGCGUGAUUCAUUUGAACGACUAUAAGUACAAAAAUUACGCCAACACACGCACGCGUACUAAAUAUAAAUUAUAUAAUGCGUGCGUGUGUUUGAGUGUGCGUUAAUGUGUGCAUAUAGGUUAAGUGCGUGCUCGAAAAGGAGUUAUUAUUGAAGUUUUUUUAGCUACAAAGUUACUAUGCAACUUUGUUGCUAAACAAAAUAUUUAAGAAAAUGUUGUGUAAAAAUUGUAGCGCACUUCUAGGCGCUUAGGCGUGUGUGUGUUUGAAGACUGCAGCAUGCUGAAACAAGCAAACAAAAGCGUACAACGAAUUGAUAACUAUUUUGAAAUAGCAUUAAAUUCUAGCGAACACACUACUUAUUAGAGACUAGCAUGUUGCAAGUUGUGCGCAGAAUUUUUGUGAAUUUUUUUAUUUUAUUUAUUCUGUUUAUCAAAUGUUGCGCAGCAAUUAAACAAUCAAUCAGUCAGUCAAUAAACUACUUUUAAGCGUUUUGGCAGGCCAACACUUAUAAAUCACAUACAUAAAUGUACUUUGAUACAUAAUUAAAAUUAAUUUUGUUUUCGGCGGUUUGGAGCGCCGCGGAUUUUUAAAAAAUAUUUAAUUUCUUUAUUUUCAAUUUUGAUUUUGUUUAUUUGCUAUUUUUGAAUAAAAUACUUGAUUUUUUGUGAUUAACAAAAUUUUUUUCUACAGAUCUAUCGCAUAGAUCUUAUUGCUCAUAUAUAAAUUUAUAUAUAUAUAUGUAUUAUGAAAUGAAAAAUUGCUAAAUACACACACACACACUUACCUUAGUGCACAUACUAUAAAAUUAAUUGUAAAACAAUUAUAAAAACAAAAUUUACGAAAUCUUAUUUAUAUAUAUAUAUAUAUAUAUAUAUAUAUAUAUAUAUAUAUAUAUAUGUAUAUGUGAAAGUAUGUACUUUGUACGCUUUAAUGGUUAAAAACACGUUAGUUUAGUGCUAAAUAAUUUAAUUAUUCCACUUAAAAUGUUAACUAUAAAUUAUUAUUUUUAUACUAAGUAUUGAGUGAAAUGCAAACAAAAAAACAAUUUAAUGAACGCUGUUGAAGACAUUUAAGUAUGUCUUCGUAUUUAUAUUUGUAUGUGUCACAGUGGUUAUGAAACACUUGAAGUGCUCUAUAUUUAAUUUCCCCACACAAUCCACAAGUCUUUACAUUAAUAAGUGCAACUAAAUGCAUACAUAUGUACGUACGCUCAUGCCAUAAACAUUUUAAUUUGUUAAGUAAAUUUUCGUUAGCAAAAUAUUUUUGCUUUAAUUCUAAACAAUAUACACUUGAAAUAUAUAUUUUAUUUUAUUAUUUAAUAUAUUUUUUUUCUUUAAUUAUUUUAACUUGUAAAUGAAAUUGACCACACGAACACAAAGAAAAAAAUCAACAAAAAACAAAAACAAAUAUAUUUUAACCAAAAUUCGGAAUCGAAACAAUGAAUAAGGCUGCUCUAUAGUUAGACUGCAAAGUAGCUCAUAUAUAAAAUUGUUAAACAAAAACAAAAAACUACUUAUUAACUACUGAGUAUACUAUAAAUAUUUAAUUGGCACAAAAAUAAUUACAAAUAAGUACUAAAUAUAUAAGUUGCUGUGUAAAUAGUAUGUAGUCGAAAAGAGGUGUGAUAAAAAUUUAUGUUAGUUUUUUCAAAGAUGUCACAUGAUUUGUAGGACUGCGUGUGGUAAAGCGCCUAAAAGUAGAUUUGUGCUUUACAAAGGUUUGGAAUUAAUUAAUCAAUUAAAAACUAAUUAAAUAUGCAAUCAGUAAAUUUGGCAAAAAAAACUAUCAAAAAUAUUUAUGAAAAUAUAUUUAAUGCAAUUUAGCAUACUUUUAGGCGCACACAUACUACGCGUCCGCAAUACUUGUCUUGUAUAUUCAUCGUCGUCCAAAAAGUCAUUUACUAUAUAUGUAUGUACAUAAACGCAUUACAAAACGUUAGCAAAAAUCGCAAUGCCUUGAAUAAAUCUAAGUUGUAUAAAAAGAACAACAAUGAAAUAUAUAAUUAUAAUGAAAUAAAUAUUUAAUAAUUGUUAACACAAAGUCCUUAAAGCACAACUCUAGUGUUUGAACACACACAAACUGCUGCAAACUUUAAUUUCAUAUAGUAUAAACAAACAAACUAACAAACAUACAUACAUACACAUAUUCAUAGAAUGAACUAAUUAUAUAUGUAUGCAAUACAAAACUAAUUUCAAAAGAAAAACACUUCAAAAUAUAUGAAAUCCUUUUUAAUGCUAAUUGUUCAAAGUAAUUUUGCGUCACUUUGCCACCGCUAGCGUAAAGUAAACCAUACAA